Messenger RNA from Pseudopodoces humilis (Tibetan ground-tit), 3531 nucleotides. RefSeq names its product protocadherin beta-15-like. Gene Ontology annotation, cellular component: plasma membrane. Gene Ontology annotation, molecular function: calcium ion binding. Lineage: Eukaryota; Metazoa; Chordata; Aves; Passeriformes; Paridae. Gene Ontology annotation, biological process: homophilic cell-cell adhesion. The record is from RefSeq and is a predicted model, not a curated record.
AUGGCGAUCGCAAGGCAAGUGCUUUGUCUGUCUGCUUUCCUGUGGCUGCCGCCCGCUCGCGCCGAGCCCAUCCGCUACUCCGUAGCCGAGGAGGCGGAAAGCGGCUCCCUGGUAGGCGAGCUGGCGGAGGACGCGGGGCUGACGCCGGCGCAGCUCUCGGCUCGCCGCGCCCGCCUGGUGUCGGAGGACGGCCGGCAGCAUUUUGCCUUAGAGCGCGGCUCCGGCCGCCUGCUCGUGGCGGGGAGGCUGGACCGGGAGGAGCUGUGCGGCCAGUCCGCCACCUGCAUGCUCCCCUUCGAGCUGCUGCUCUCCAACCCCCUGCAGUUCUUUCGGGUCGAGGUGGCUCUGGAGGAUAUCAAUGACCAUUCACCUGUUUUCCCCGUGGAACGUGUCACUUUUAAGAUUGUGGAAAGGAGCGACCCUGGCACCCAUUUCCCAGUGAAAGCAGCUCGGGAUCUGGAUAUUGGCAGCAAUUCUGUCCAGAGAUAUAGCAUCUCUCCCGAGAACGAAUAUUUCAGUGUCUCCUAUGGCAGUAACAGUGAGAAUGACAGAAGCGUGGAACUGGUCUUGGAAAAGCCACUAGACAGAGAGGAGCAUGAAGAGAUGACUUUUAGUCUCAUUGCUGUGGAUGGUGGCUCUCCACCACGGAGUGGGACCACCCAGGUCAACAUUCUUGUUCUAGACGUAAAUGACAACGCUCCUGUCUUCACACAGAAAACAUAUGUUUGUCAGGUUUUGGAAAACUCACCAGAGGGUUCUACGGUGGUGAGUGUGGUUGCAGCUGAUCGGGAUACAGGAAUUAAUGGAGACAUAACUUAUGAGUUAAGCCAACCACUAAGUCAAACUGACAGCCCAUUCUCAAUUGACUCUAUGAGUGGGGAAAUCAGACUCACAAAACCUCUGGACUAUGAGGCAGCACAAACUCACGAGCUGAGUGUGACAGCCACAGAUGGCGGGGGACUCUCAGCUAUUUGCAAAGUGCUGGUGGAGGUGGUGGAUGUGAAUGACAAUGCCCCAGAGGUGGUGGUCAGCUCCUUCAGCAGUCCCCUCCCCGAGAACACAGCGCCUGGCACGGUGGUUGCCCUGUUUACGGUCAGGGACCGGGAUUCUGGGGCCAACGGGAAGAUCUCAUGUGGCCUCGAGGAUCAGCUCUUCUUCUCGCUGCGGCCAGCCUAUAAGAAUUACUAUGAGCUGGUGACAGUGAGCGCGCUGGACCGCGAGGAGACGGCUCGCUACAUCCUCAGGGUGACGGCAGCAGACGCGGGGUCGCCUCCUCUGACGAGCACGCAGACCUUCACCGUGGACAUCUCGGAUGUCAAUGACAACGCCCCCGUCUUCAACCAGACGUCGUACACCAUGUACGUGCGUGAGAACAAUGUGCCCACGGUGUUUGUUGGAGCCGUCAGCGCUGCCGACGCUGACGUGGGGCUCAAUGGCAAGGUGAGCUAUUCCCUGGCAGCGGUGCAAGCGGCAGAGGGGCCUUGGUGCUCGUGCGUGUCUGUGAACUCUGAGAACGGGCACGUGUUUGUGCUGCGGCCCCUGGACUACGAGCGCUUGAGGCAGACGGAGGUGACGGUCAGUGCCUCUGACGCGGGCUCUCCUCCCCUCAGAGCCAACGUCAGCGUCCGCCUCGUGGUGCUGGACGAGAACGACAACGCCCCGCUCGUGCUGUACCCAGGCCAGGACAGCAGCCCAGCGUCCAGUGAGCUGGUGCCCGUGUCGGCCGAGGCGGGCUACCUCAUCACCAAAGUGGUGGCCGUGGAUGCCGACUCCGGGCAGAACUCGUGGCUCUCGUACCACCUGCUGAGGGCCAGCGAGCCAGGGCUGUUCACGGUGGGUGUCCACAGCGGGGAGGUGCGUCUGAGGAGGCCGGUGACGGAGAGAGACAGCGUGAGGCAGAAGCUCCUUGUCCUGGUCAGAGACAACGGCAAGCCGCCCCUGUCGGCCACGGCAGCUGUGAGCGCGCUCCUGCUCAAGGACUUGUCAGACGUGCGCCUCCCCGGGCACGGCAGCCCGGCCCCAGAGGAUCAGGCUGGCUCCCUGACCACCUAUUUAAUCAUUGCCCUGGUGUGUGUCUCCCUGCUCUUCCUCGUCUCCACGGCACUCUUUGUGGCUCGCAAGGUGUGCAAGAGAAAGGAGCUGAAGGCUGGCCAUGUGCUUUAUGGUGCCGACAACUUGCAGAGCGGCCUGGCCGAUGGGGCCGCUGCAGGGAGCCUGCCCCGCGCCUAUUGCUACGAGAUCAGCCUCACAACGGGCUCGGGCAACAGCGAGUUCAAAUUCCUCAAGCCCAUCCUCCCCAGCGUGCCAGCACAGCACUGCGCCGUGGGCCACGGCCCGGAGGAUGAACAGCAUUUCCCCUGUGUCCCUGUCAGCACCGAGGACACGGCACCAGACAAUCCUGGCACUCUCUCUGCAGGACACUUCAAUUCUCUUUCCUUCAACUAGCUGGGCUCUGCACUGCCAGAGGCUUCAAUGCCCGUGGGAGAAAGGGAUCCAGGCAGCAGCAGGUGGCAAUGGUUCUUCUGUAGUAAAUCUGUAUUUUCAAUUGCUGUAAUCUACUUCCUCCUUACUGUCAGUCUGAAUAAAUUUUUCUGGCACUCCGAAAACACAACCAAGGAAAUAAAAGAAACUCAGGUACUCUCAGUAAGUCAAUAAUAUGUUUCAGCUUUGGAUGGUAAUUUCUUAAAGGUUUUAAAAAUAGUUUUACCCCUCCCCCUAUGCUCUUGUCUCUCUUGCUGUCCAAUGAAACAGUGGAGCUUUUUUUCUUUCCUGUGACACAAGGGCACUGUUUGACAGACAGUUCUCCUCCUUCAUAAAAUACACAAAACUGCUUUCCAAACUGAGGAAUGCAAAGAUAUUGAGAGUAGAGUGUCACAAUGUUGUGUGAGGAUUGGGCUCUUUAUUCCCUGAGUUCUCGAUGUCUCUGUUUAAGAUGUGUCGGCUCUGUGUGCUUUGGUUUCCUGUCAGUCAACAUAGCCACUGUGUGUCUGCAUACGAUUCACUAGUGCUGCCCGGUGAAUGGUGGAGUUGCUUCCAUCCACCUUUUGAAAUGCAGGCAAUUGCAGCUCAGCUGGCAAGAAGAGUAUAUUCACCCUCUCAGAACAGGAGUCUUGUACUCCCCAGGGCAGAAAAAACAGUAAAAUAUACAACAAAAUAUUCUUUUUGCACUAUAAAGCAGUGCUCGGUGUUCUGUCUAUUUGAAAUACAGAAAUAUAACAGCACAAAUGGUAUUUGGUUUACUACAACUGUACUAAGUUUUGAAAACAUGUUCAUUUCCUUUGGCUACGUUUCAUGAAAACUCCAUAUGUCUUUCAGAGAGCAUUUUCUGAAGGGUAGAAUCAAUAUGAAAUGGUAAAAAGGAGAUUGAUGUUGGUCUUCUUAUUGUUCCUAUAUACAAUGAUUUCUUGUUGGGUGUAAAAAGCUGUCCCUACAUGAAUUUUCCUAUCUGUGCUAGAGCAUUUUCAUCCCCGUUUUUGCUCUUUCUCCUGCUAUUUUCUGAACUGAGUCUGAGCAUUAUCUUUCCUUUCCUGC